Molecule: messenger RNA, 1038 nt
Organism: Trichoplusia ni (cabbage looper)
Lineage: Eukaryota; Metazoa; Arthropoda; Insecta; Lepidoptera; Noctuidae
Exons: 5
Coding region: 245-1006 (253 amino acids)
Source: RefSeq, a predicted model, not a curated record
AAUAAAGAGCAAAAUGUAACACCAUGUAACCACACUAAAGUGUCAGUCUGUGAGAUCACGGAAUGAAAGUAAAUAUUAUCCAUAUUAUCAAUGUUUAUUUACUAAAAAAACUUACUUUUAAUUAAAACAACUUUAUCAACUCUACAAAAUGUAGAUAACAAGGGUUUAAAGAAAUAUGGAAGAAUAAAUUGUAAUGAGUCUUAUGAAGUACAUUCUGCCUAGCUUCAAAUAAAAAGACAAUGUUAUGAUAAUGUCCACGGAACUGUUUUAUCGCCGGCAAGUGUCUCACAAGCAUCUUGAAGUGCUGGCUCAGUACAUGGAGCGAUUCCCUCCGCUAGCUCUCGCCAGCGCCCGCUCUAGAGAAGGCCACCUUCAAUCCAAGCGCAUGUGGGAGAAGAUAGCUCGGACAUUAAACAGAAUAGAUGCUGGAGUCAAUAAAAGUGGCCGGAGUUGGGCUAGGUACUGGAUAGACUUAAAAUUCAAGAUCCGCCGGAAGUACGCCGUGGUACAGAAGUGCGAGGCGGAGGGCUCGCACUGCGCGGUCUCGCUGUCCCCGCUGGAGGCCAGGAUCGCCAGGAUCCUGACUGAUGAGGAGGGGAACCUGCUGCCGACUGCGUCCGUGUAUCAUCAGGUCAAAGGGUAUCCUAGGUGUGACUUGAAGGAUAAUGGGAAAACCCGUCACAAUAUAAAAUCGAUCGACUCCAAAAUCACCGAUACCGAUGAUACAUCCCAAAACUACUUAAUCGAUCAUACUGAGCACAUCACUAUACCGGAUGACGUCAAACCAAAUAUUAAGGACUGCGUAGAUCCCAUACAAAUAUCUCCCAUACAAGCUCAAGAGAGAGGGAUAGAGGAGUUAAAGAGAGAUCUAGUGGAGUUUGAGCUGAAGAAACAGAGGGAGUUGUUUGAAAUGGAGAAAGAGUUUAGAAGAGAAAAGCAUGAGAUAGAGAUGUCGAUAUUAAGGAUAAGGAAACAGAUUAUGUUGAAGGAGUUGCAGAAGUUAUAGUAUAUGUAAAUAUAUUUUGUUUUAAGUUUUUA